AUGCCGAAUAGCUUUAGCAAAAAUGGUGAAGAAUUUAAAGAACCACAUUUCUACCCGAAUCAUAUUGGAAUAGUGCAAAUGUUUCAAUGGCCAUUUGAUUUUAUAGCACGGGAAUGUGAAGAAUAUUUGGGACCACAAGGAUUCGGUGGCGUUCAAGUAUCACCAAUAUUUGAAAAUCGUAUAAUUGAUGGAAGACCAUGGUAUGAACUAUAUCAACCGAUAUCAUAUAAAAUUAAAACACGUUUAGGAAAUGAGACUCAAUUUAGGAAUAUGAUAAAAAGAUGUAAUAAAGCUGGUGUACGUGUUUAUGUAGAUGUUAUAUUAAAUCAUAUGGCACGAUCAGGAAAAGGAAUUUUAAAAGGAACAGCUGGUUCAUUGGCAAUGCCACAAAUACUAUAUUAUCCUGCGGUACCAUAUUCACCAUCAGAUUUUCAUGCUCCCUGCAAUAUUUUAAAUUGGAAUGAAAAAACUCAAAUGCGAAAAUGUCGUUUACUAGAUUUGCCUGACUUGAAUCAAGCAAAACCUAAUGUUCGUAAUAAAUUGGUUCAAAUGUUAAAUAAUUUAAUUAAUAUGGGUGUUGCUGGUUUUAGAGUAGAUGCAUCCUCAUUUAUGAAUCCCGAUGAUUUACAGGUGAUUUUUUCAAGACUCAAUAAUUUACCAAUUGAAUAUGAUUUUCGUGAAAAUGCAAAACCGUUUAUAUAUCAGGAAGCUCAUCAUUGGAAAUCGGAAUAUACAUCUCUUGGACGGGUUAUCGAAUUUAAUUUUGAAGAAGUUAUAAGUAAAAUAAUGCGUGGUGGAAUCAUUCUAAGAAAUUUAGAUAAUUUUCUGGAUGAUUUUAAUUUGAUUCAAAAUCAUAAUGCUGUAGUUGAUAUAGAUAAUCAUGAUAGCCAGCGAACUUUUAAUUAUUUAAGUUAUAAAGAUCCAAUUCCAUUUAGGAUGGGUAUUGCAUUUGAGUUCGCUCUACCGUAUGGUAUUCCAAAAAUGAUUAGUUCAUUUGCUUUUGAUUCGUAUGAUGAAAGUCCACCAUCUGAUAUUAACCAAAAUAUUAUUGAUCCAGCACCAAGAACUGAUGGUAAUUGUCAAGUAAAUUGGAAUUGUGAACAUAGAUAUUAUAGUGUUCGUGAAAUGUUAAGAUUUGCAAGAUCAGUUGAAAUGGAACCUGUAAAAAAAUUUUUUAGUAAUGAUUAUGGGCAAUUUGGUUUUUGUAGGGGUAAUAAAGGAUUUAUUGCAUUUAAUCCAUCAUCAAAAGACAUGGAAAUAGAAAUGAACGUUUGUGUUCCGCCCGGAACAUAUUGUGAUAUUAUUUCAGGAAGUUAUGAAGCAGAAAAUUGUAACAAAUUUAGACAGGAUGCUGAAUGUCUUGGUAAUAUAAUAACAGUAAAUGAAAAUCGUAAAGCUAUUAUUAAAAUUCCAGCCAAUGAUUCUAAAAAGUUUGUAGCCUUUUAUGCGUAA
Messenger RNA from Condylostylus longicornis, 1452 nucleotides. Its product is annotated as alpha-amylase-related protein-like. Gene Ontology annotation, biological process: carbohydrate metabolic process. The coding region runs from base 1 to 1452 and encodes 483 amino acids. The record is from RefSeq and is a predicted model, not a curated record. The transcript is spliced from 3 exons. Lineage: Eukaryota; Metazoa; Arthropoda; Insecta; Diptera; Dolichopodidae. Gene Ontology annotation, molecular function: alpha-amylase activity; cation binding.